AGGAAGCUGGUUUACAUACGAGUCAUACCAAGCAUAGCCAGCAUGUCAGCGCAGUCAGCUUGCAGCGGGCUGUGAGGGAGAGUGCCUUUGUCCUAAGAAAUGUGCUUUGUGUUUUUUUUUACUGCUUUCUUUUUAAACCCUCAAGACAAGCUUUGGAAGUCUGCUGAAGUGAUUUUUUUUUUUUUUUUUUUUAAAGCCGAGUAGAGGACGAAAUACAGACACUGCCUUCCAGUAAGCCCUGGACGGGUUUUGUUUGAGUCUGAUUUUUUUUUGUGUGUGUGUGUGAUCUUUUUUUUUAAAACAAAAACUUUUAUAUACUUUGUUUGACUCUUGUGAGGCUGGCCCUCUAUUUUACUGAAGUGUUAGGAGAGCCUGGAGCUACUCAGCUAAGACUGAAUUUUGAAACUUUCUCUUCGGGAGUGAAAGCAAAGAACUGCCUUUCUUUGCUAGCCGGACAGAUAAAUGCUGUUUAUGAAGAUGGACCUGUUGAACUACCAGUACUUGGACAAGAUGAACAACAACAUCGGGGUUCUGUGCUACGAAGGUGAAGCUUCUCUCAGGGGAGAACCCAGAAUGCAGACCCUCCCGGUGGCUUCUGCCCUCAGCAAUCACCGCACAGGCCCACCCCCCAUCAGCCCCAGCAAGAGGAAAUUCAGCAUGGAACCUGGGGACAAGGACCUCGACUGUGAAAACGAUCACAUCUCCAAGAUGAGCCGCAUCUUCAGCCCCCACCUGAGUAAGACCGUCAACGGAGACUGCCGCCGAGAUCCCCGGGAACGGAGCCGCAGUCCCAUUGAGCGGGCUGCAGCCCCGGCUGUGAGCUUGCAUGGUGGCCACCUGUAUGCAUCCCUCCCUGGCCUCAUGGAGCAGCCUCUUGCGCUGACUAAGAACAGCAGUGACACCGGCAGGUCGGCUGUGGAGCGGCAGCAGAACCGGCCCUCCGUGAUCACCUGUGCAUCUGCAGGCGCCCGCAACUGCAACCUCUCUCACUGCCCCAUUGCGCACAGUGGCUGUUCUGCACCCGGGUCUGCCAGUUACCGAAGACCACCCAGUGCAACUGCCACCUGUGACCCUGUGGUGGAAGAGCACUUCCGCCGGAGCCUGGGCAAGAACUACAAGGAACCAGAGCCAGCACCCAACUCUGUGUCUAUCACUGGCUCUGUGGAUGACCACUUUGCCAAAGCACUAGGUGACACAUGGCUUCAGAUCAAAGCGGCCAAGGACAGCGCUUCCAGCAGCCCAGAGUCAGCCUCCCGCCGGGGCCAGCCUGCCAGCCCCACUGCCCACAUGGCCAGCCAUAGUCACUCCCCCUCUGUGGUCUCCUGAAGGGGGCUCCACUCUCCAGCCACACAAGGAUCUGCAUGGUUUGCCUGAGCUUUCAACAGUCAGUGCUUCAAAAAACAAAAAGCAAAAAAACAAAAAAAA
This is a messenger RNA of Microtus ochrogaster (prairie vole), 1425 nucleotides long. RefSeq names its product vestigial like family member 4 (gene Vgll4). Lineage: Eukaryota; Metazoa; Chordata; Mammalia; Rodentia; Cricetidae. Gene Ontology annotation, biological process: negative regulation of DNA-templated transcription. The record is from RefSeq and is a predicted model, not a curated record. Gene Ontology annotation, molecular function: transcription coactivator binding.